Messenger RNA from Prinia subflava (tawny-flanked prinia), 5413 nucleotides. It is a transcript of the gene CRPPA, whose product is annotated as CDP-L-ribitol pyrophosphorylase A. Gene Ontology annotation, biological process: protein O-linked glycosylation via mannose; isoprenoid biosynthetic process. The coding region runs from base 357 to 1778 and encodes 473 amino acids. Lineage: Eukaryota; Metazoa; Chordata; Aves; Passeriformes; Cisticolidae. Gene Ontology annotation, cellular component: cytosol. Gene Ontology annotation, molecular function: D-ribitol-5-phosphate cytidylyltransferase activity. The record is from RefSeq and is a predicted model, not a curated record. The transcript is spliced from 10 exons.
UAUCUUGGCUAUUAGGAAGAUUUCUUCACUGAAAGGGCUGACUUUAAACAGGAUGCCCAGGGAAGUAGUUGGAGUCGCGAUCCCUGGAAGUGUUCCAAAAGUGUGUGGAUGUAGCACUUGGGAAAUGUAGUUUAACAGUGAAUAUGGCCAUGCUGGGUAAACGGUUGGACUCAAUGACUUACGUCUUCCAAACUUAACAAUUCCAAUAUGAUCCUAUUCCAAUCUCCCCCUCCUAGAAUGAAGGGAAACAAUCACCACAUUUCAGCAGAUGUCCCCAGCCAGCUCUUGGGCUCUCACGAAGACGCAGGGCCCAGGGUUCGGCCUGCUUUCCUCUCGGCGCCACUAGCACCGUGUCCAUGCCCUCCCCGGGACAGGCUCCGGCCCCGUUCCGCGGAUCCCGGCGGGACAGGGCGGCACGCGCCUCCCCCGCCCCUCAGCGCGGCCCCGCCCCGAGCCACGCGCGCGACGGGCAGUUAAAGGGCCCAUGGCAGCCGUGCCCGGGCGGUGCCGCUGCGUGCCCGCUCCCGCCGUGUCUCGGUGCUCCGGGCGCUUCCCCGCCGCGGUCCGGGCGUUCCCGCGGGGCUGCUGGGGAUCGGGGGAGCUUCUGCGGGGGCUCGCCUAGCGCGGGGCGGGGGCAGCGGAUAAGUUGGAUAUCUGACAUUAUUGUGGUGGUCUCUCCUGAAAAUAUUGAAACAAUGAAGACUAUCAUUGAAAAAUACGGCCACAAAAGAGUUACAGUAGUAGAAGGUGGAAUAACUCGUCACCGAUCAAUAUUCAAUGGACUGAAAGUAUUUGCAGAGAAUGAAUUUUCCAGCCAUUUGCUCCAGAAGCCAGAAGUAGUGAUUAUCCAUGAUGCUGUGAGGCCUUUUGUUGAAGAAGAUAUUGUUUCAAAAGUGGUUAUGGCUGCUAAAGAACAUGGGGCAGCAGGAGCAAUCCGUCCUUUAGUUUCUACUGUAAUUGCCUCUGCUGCUGAUGGCUGCUUGGACCACUCACUGGAACGUGCCCGGUACAGAGCGAGUGAAAUGCCUCAGGCUUUCUUGUUUGAUAUAAUCUACGAAGCAUACCAACAGUGUACAGACUAUGACCUGGAUUAUGGAACUGAAUGUUUGCAUCUGGCUCUGAAAUACUGUAAAACAAAUGCCAAACUUGUUGAAGGAACAGCUGACCUCUGGAAGGUGACCUACAAGCGGGAUCUGUAUGCAGCUGAAUCAGUCAUUAAGGACAACCUAUCACAGCAAGUUUGUGUUAUCACCAAUGGGAAGGAAACUCUUGCACAAGUAGGUUUUCUCCUUCCUGAAUCUCUGAAAAGCCAAAUAAAAGUUGAAGCUAUUACAGUACCUCUAAGCAAAAAUGAUAGCCGUCUACAAAACAUUAUUUCAGGACAGUGCUACAAUUUUGUUUGUGUAAAUGAUAAAAGGUGUGCCAUUCAAGAAGCCCAGGAAUUAGCGGAUAUGUUGGAAAAAUCAAAUACUCCUCUCUUAUGUCCAGUUGUCCUUAUUUCGGUACAUUUGGAUAUUUCAGAAAAUAAUUCUUUCAGCAUUGGGAUGGAAGACCUAACUACGAUCAAGAAAUUUGCAAGAGAAACUAAAAAGAAAAACAUUUUGGUUUAUGGUCUCCUUAUCCAAUAUAAGAAGUUUCCACUCAUCUCCUAUGUUUUUGGCUACUGGUAUGGAGCAGAAGUGGUCUGGAAUGGGUGUUUGGCUCAAGCCAAACCCCAAAACCCUGGAUGCAGCUGGUGUAGAGGCUGUGCUUGGGAGGAGACAUCUUUCAGCCAGUGAGACGCCCAUCUGACUGACCUUUUACCCUCCAUGCCCCUCACACAAGUCGUCUGCCUGCUUCAAGAGCAUCUGGUGCUUAAACAGAUGUUCUGUGACUCUUCCAAAAGAUCCUGUGCCAGAUGGCAGGAUCUGCAAAAUGGAUCCCUGUCACUCUCACUCACUUUUAUUGGACUUGAACACAAAUACAAUCUAAAUGAAAACAGCAUUAAACACUUUAGCUAAAAGGUACACUAUGCAAUUUAUUCUUUUACUAAUUGGAUGAACGCUUUGAAUCAAGAUUUUUAUAAUGUAAGUAAUAACUGCCAACUCUUAUUUUUAUUGCUUUCUAUUACCUCAGGCAAAUAUGUUAUUUUGAUAUUUAAAUAAUUGGCAGCAGAAAGUUGACAGUUACUAGAAAAAUUAUAAGCAUGAAUCAAGUCAGACAAUAGCUUUUUUUUUUUUUUUUUUUUUUUUUUUUUUUUUUUUUAAAACGUGGUGGGUGAUAUAAAAGACUUCCAGACGUUAUUUCUCAAAUAUUGAUAAUUAGAAAUUCUUCCUGACAUAUCCCAAAGUUCACUAAGCAUUCUCCAUGGGGUAUGCAUGGUAAUAUGAAUCACUCUGCAGUCCACCCAAGAGCAGCAUGAUCCAAAGUGGAGCUCAUGGUUCUAUUUCAGUGCUGUUCUUCUGGUUUUAUGGUGAGAUGAGCAGCCUACACACACUCUAGUUACUUUGGGUGGUGGAUAUUCAGGACUGUGCUUGGUACUGUAGUUAAGAGGAAGACGGUGCAGAUAGUGAAGGUACUCUGUGCCUAAAAUUGAGUGCAAAGCAAGCUGCGAUGGGAAAUGCUUCAUGAAGUUCAAUUUGUAAUUUACAAAAAAAUUAGGUACAUAAGGAUCUUGUCUUGGUAGGAACAGACUUCAUCAUCUGCUUUAUUCAUGGCAAUUUAUUCUGAUAGACAGAAGAUGAAAAAAGUGUGAAAACAGUAAGCAUUGUUAUUGCUCAGUAGUAUUUUGGUCAUUAACUAGAGAAUGUUUUAAAAUUUGAAGUGGUGGAAUGCAGUUACCAAAAAAGCAUUUUGUCACAGUGUGCAGGGACAUUUAACGCCAGCUGGUGUUAACAUAGCAACUUUGGACAGUUUUACACAGUCUGCUUGUUGACUCUAAUGCUCAGAGUUCAGAAUGUGUUUUUCUUUUAAGUGUAAAUGUCUAACUCACAACAUAUACAAGGCAGCUGGUGACUUGCUGGUUUGAUGAACAAUUGUAAGGCUUGUGUGUGAAUAGUUACAGAAUCAUUCAAAUUGGAGAUCUCCAAGAUCAUUGAAUCCAACCUGUGAUCCAACACCAUCUUGUCAACAAGACCAUGACACUUGAUGCCACAACCAGCAGUUUCUUGAAGACCUUUAGGGAUGGUGACUCCACCAUCUCCAUGGGCAACCUUUUCCAGUGCCCGACAACCCUUCCUGUGAAGAAAUUCUUCCUGAUGUACAAUCUGAACCUCCCUUGGCACAGCUUGAGGUCAUUUCUUUUUAUCCUGUCACUUGUUGCCUGAGAGAAGAGGCUGACCUCCACCUGGCUACAGCCUCCUUUCAGGCAGUUGUAGAGAGUGGUAUGGCCCCACCUGAGCCUCCUUUCCUCCAGGCUGAACAUCCCAAUCUGCCUCAGCUGCUCCUCACAGGACUUGUGCCCCAGGCCCUUCACCAGCUCCCUUCUCCGGACAUGCUUCAGCACCUCAAUGUCAUUCUUGUAGUGAGGGGCUAGAACUGAACACCGGAUUUGAUGUGUGUGGCCUCACCAGUGCCUCACCAGUACAGGCAGAUGAACUGGUCCUGCUGGCCACACUCUUCCUGACACAGGGCAGCAUCAAUAAUAACCUAGUAACAAGCAGAAAAUGUAUUCUGUCAGGUGUUUGUUAAACACCUUCUUCAUAAACGCCAUUUAAACUUUGUUGCUGUUGACAGAAUGUUUUGCUGAAACCCAUGCUCCAGCUUAAGCAAGCAGGACUGUGUUUGAUAUGACAUAUAAGAGUAAAGACCUCUAUGCAAAAUAGCAUUCUAAAAAUUGUAAGUGAAGUAGGCAAUUCUAAGAGGUAUGUUAAGAGAGCGGUGAGGAUAUGUGUGUGCAGUGAUUUCACUGGUGCACUGAGAUGUUUUAUGUAGCUGAGAACAAUGCUGCUUAUAACAUGAUAAAAAAGUACAUUGUACUUUUGUAUUGGUGUUUUGCCCACAGUUUUGUUUCAUAUGCUGGUAAAUGUUGACAGCUAUACCUACAGGUUGAUGCCUGUUACAGCAAUGUUUUUCAGGGUGGAAGGGAUGUCUUGAGAUCUGAGCAAGUAUUUUAAACUGAGGAGUAGGAAAGAAAUGCAUAUCCAGUGGAAGCAAGGACAAGUAACCUUAGCAGUGUACAGGGAUGCAGUUUGGAUGUGUAAGGAUGGGAUCAGGAAAGCUAAGUCAUUUAUAGGAAUUUAAGUCUAUCAAGGUCUAUUGUAAUUUUCAGUUCAGGAGUGACAGCUAAUGCAGGCACCAAAUUAUAUAUAUUUCAUUGAUGAAACAACACUUUUUACAAUAUAUAGCUUUUCUUUUGAGUGACUAUUCAAUGAAUAAUUUCAUAAGUUAACACAACAAACAAAGUUCAGCGUUUAUGAAAAGUAAGAAUCUGUCGGACUUAGUUUGGUGUUUUGCUGCUUAUAUAUAUAUAUGUAUCAGGUUAUAUUUGCUUUUAGAAUAGAUUUUCUUUAAAUGCUCCUCUUCCACACAAGAAUUUUUUUCUGCUAGAUGAGAUUUUCUAACAAAUGCAAAAUUCUCUAUGGAAUCUUAAAAAGAGAAAAUAAUUCCUUUUCAUAUUGUGGAUUAUUUGAUUAAUACAUCCAACUAUGAUAUCUAAAUACAUGGGAGGUGUUAGGCUCCUGAUCUGAAUCAGUGUGUAGGAAAGGAGAGGUUCAUUUAUAUCUUUAAAGGGGAUGAGCUUCCUGAUUUAGCCAUCUACUUUAUUACAGGUAAUGUUAGAGUAGUGUAAGUCAGACUACUUAAUACAGAGAGUUUUAGUAGAUUUUAGUUUUAGCAAUUCUGUGUUUUAGCCUUUUGGCUCUUCUAAAAGCAGAGUAUAUCAGGAGCAUAAUGUCAAACACAUCAACUGCUUGACUUGCAGGUGUCUUUGGAUUUUGCAAGUUAUACUUCUGAACUCACACACCCUUUUCCUGCCCAAGAUCAACUGAAAAUCAUGAAAUUUUUCUAUGAAUCUGUGUCUAACUCUGAUAUAUUUUUGGAUUCUGUCAUCUGAUGUAGCAGUGAAUUUUAUUAUGUUCAGAGCUCUUCUCUCACUGCCUGCUUUUGUAAUACUGACUUCUUGUGGAUUGUGGCCAAUCUGGUCUUCUGAUUUUAAAGAAAGCUUUUGUAACUACAUCUCUCUUUCAUCCCUAUAAGCACCCAGAACUGUUUAUGUUAUACAGAGGGAUAUUUUUAAAACAUUUGAUUUUAAAGCAUUUUCCAUAUUUGUUAGAUGGAAUUAUUACAUACAGUUAGAAGAUUAUUUAUGAGUUGUACCAACUCAGUGUUAAUCCUUUAACUGUCUAGUUGUUGGCCCUCUCUCCUAAAUACUAUUGCAAACUAUUCUGAUUUUGGACAUGGAAUAAAAAUCAAGAAAAGAAUCCCUAUGAAAUAA